UAGAUUUUGUUGCUCGAACAUUUGGUGUUUCAAUUAGUCUAAUCUGAGGGCACGACGGCAACUGUCGCCGGCAUCUCAUCGAUCCUCCUAAUCUUUAAUGCUCUCCAUCUGAUCUUAAGACUAAUCACCAGUGUUAGUACUAAUAAGUAAUUAAUCACCACAUCCGAGAAGCCAUGGGAAUCCAAUGGAGUUGUUGCGGUCACCGACGCGGUGACGUUACGCCCCAGCUCUCGAGUUUUAUGUUGCAGCCCCUCUCUCCUGUUAGAUGACCAGACUCUCCGGUUUGCUGAGGAAAUUAUAGACAACGAGGGCUGGAGAGAGGAUGCCAGAAUCCAUGCCGGCGUGCUUCCGUGGCGGUGGCGCCGGGAUGCCGCCAUCGAAGGCGGCAGGGCCCAGCCUGACGACCUCGGUCUACGAGACGCACCUCGGCGUCGCAGCCCUCACCUGGUCCCGCACCGUGCUAGGCCUCUCCCUCCGCACAGAGCUCCGCCUGUCCGCUGACGAGGAGGAUGAGGAAGAGCCCGUCCGGUUCCGUAUCCGGCCGUGGCUGCUCUGGAAGCGGCGCGGGACGAAGCGGUUUCACCUCAAGGACGACCGCGGCCACCGCUGCGUGGACUUCGCGUGGGACCUGACGCGCGCCAGCUUUCCUCCCGGGGGCGGUCCAGAGCCGGCCGCCGGGUUCUUCGUCGCCGUCUCCGUGGAUGGAGAGAUGCUCCUUGUUGCCGGGGAUCUCGCCGAAGAGGCCUUUAAGAAGUCGAAAGCCCGGCUGCCUCAGGCGCCCCUGCUCUCGCGCCCGGCGCUGGUCUCGAGGCAGGAGCACGUUGUUUUGGUGGACCAAGGCGGCCGGAGAUCGUACUUGACACGGGCCCGGGUCGGCGGCCGGGACCGCGAGAUCUCGAUCGAGCUUGAGGCGAAGGAUAAGGGGAGAGAUGUGGCGAUGUCGGUAGGGGUCGAUGGCGAGCGGAUCCUGCAGGUCCGUCGGCUACGUUGGAAGUUCCGGGGGAGCGAUAAGGCGGAUGUCGACGGCUGCGGCCGGAUCCAGGUCUCGUGGGACCUCCACAACUGGUUCUUCCACUCCAAGGACGACACGGCCGCUCCUCACGGCGUCGGCUCGGCCGGGGCGGCGGAGACGGGGCACGCCGUGUUCGUCCUCCGAUUCGAGGGAGAGGAAGAGGGGAAACAGGAGGGGCAUAUCGGGAAUGCGAUGUACCAAAGUCUGGUGGCGCGGGGGUAUAAUGGGAAGCACAUGAACCGUAAUUGGAGCGAGAGCAGUAGUGGCGGCGGCGCGGGAGAUAGGCGGAUGGGGAGGAAGAAGAGCUUGAGGAAGACGAGCUCUUCGUCCUCGUCGACCUCAUCAGCGUCAUCGGUGAGCAAUUCGACGGUAAUGGAGUGGGCGAGCCCGGAGGAGGUGGAGCUGCAGCGGGCGCGUGGGUUCUCGCUGUUGGUGUAUGCCUGGAAGAGCUGAUCCACUUGGGAAAAAUGAUUGGCUUGAUAAUUCCUAUUUCUUUUCUCUCUUAUUUUUAUAUGUUUGCAAAUUGCUGUUUGGAUUUUCUAUUAAAAUUCUUGGUUGAAAUAUCAAAUUGACUCCUUUGUUUUCUU
Molecule: messenger RNA, 1599 nt
Organism: Musa acuminata subsp. malaccensis (wild Malaysian banana)
Lineage: Eukaryota; Viridiplantae; Streptophyta; Magnoliopsida; Zingiberales; Musaceae
Source: RefSeq, a predicted model, not a curated record